Molecule: messenger RNA, 780 nt
Organism: Thyridium curvatum
Lineage: Eukaryota; Fungi; Ascomycota; Sordariomycetes; Thyridiales; Thyridiaceae
Exons: 2
Coding region: 1-780 (259 amino acids)
Source: RefSeq, a predicted model, not a curated record
AUGCCACCCGCACAGUCUGAAUUGCCUGGAAGGCAAUCCCUGCGUGACAUUACCAACGACAGUUCCGGCAAGCCGAAACGCCAGUCAGCGGCCCAGAAGGCUUUGUUGGAGGUGCUUCGGCGGAAUCCUCCUGUGACUGCGCCAUCCAAGAAAUCUCAACCUCCUGUUAAGGCCGAUUCGUCCAGCUCGAUCAAAGUAGAGCCGCCAGCGCCGAUCCCGAUUCCUCCAAGGAAAGCCCCGCGACGUGAGCUCACGUCUGAGCAUCUCAAGUAUUUCGCUCUCGAGGAUACCUGGCCGUUCCCGGAAGAGGAGCACCAUUGGUUGGAUCAGUUCCACUUCAACGAGCUGCACCACCGGAUGGAUAUGAUUGAUCUUCUCCGCGUCUACAAGAACCUGUUCAAGCCCUGCGGAGCUCUCACUAAGGAUGUGCACGCCUGGCGAUGCCAGGGCAUUCUGGGCGAUAUGAUAUGCGAACUCUUCCUGAAGCACUGGGAAGAGAUAGACAAAGACGCCUACGAAUUUGCCUUCAAGAACCGUUUCUUCAUCAACGGUAUAUCGCCGCCGAAGGAGAGGCCCGAUGCUAAUCGAGACAUCCCUUACACCCGUGUACCAGGCAAGGUGACUGCCGAACGGCGCCUUCCACCCAACAGCAAACUCAAGCCUGACUUUGACCCCAGAUGCCUUUCGCCUCCACCGCCACCUGGUCGGCGUAACAGCCCCGAGGCGGUUCCGGAUAUCAGCAAUAUGAGCCCUCAUAUAUCGAAAUUCCCGUGGUUAUGA